ACUGCGGACAUAGUACAGGAGAUGACCAGAGACUGCGGACACGGUACAGGAGGUGACCAGAGACUGCGGACACGGUACAGGAGGUGACCAGAGACUGCAGACAUAGUACAGGAGAUGACCAGAGACUGCGGACAUAGUACAGGAGAUGACCAGAGACUGCAGACCUUCUCAGAAAACUACAGGUGGCCUUUCACAAAGAACAGGUAGGACCGAGGAGCAGGUUCUUCUGCACAGUAGAGCUGAGCGGCUGGCCCGG
Molecule: messenger RNA, 256 nt
Organism: Staurois parvus
Lineage: Eukaryota; Metazoa; Chordata; Amphibia; Anura; Ranidae
Source: the annotation of a GenBank genome assembly